AUGGACACUUUACUACCGCAGAUCAUAAAAAUUGACCGUCGUUUGUACCGCAAAAACCCGUCUAGGUCCUCAACCAAAAUCGUACCGGUCGGCCAUCUAGAAGAAGAGGCUGACAUCAAUUUCCCUGAUGAACCCUUAGCUGCGGAUGACACACAGGAUGAAUCCAUAUUUUCGGGUCCGACGGCCAUCUCUCUUACGAAACUUAUAUCUUGCGAACAGAGUAAAUCUACUGGGACGGUCUACGUGCCGAAGAUUUUUCACAAGAACGUGAUCGGCAACAACCGAGCCACUCAGAAAAAAAUAGAGGCCGAACUAAAUUGCAAACUGAUCUUCCCUAAUCAGUCCUCCUCUGACGCCCAUAUAAAAAUUGUGACAGAAUCGUCUGCUAAUAUUUCAGCCGUCAUCAGUAGGAUUAAUUGUAUCCUGACCGAUGCCAGGUCUUUUCUUCCGCCUACACAUUUUGUUUGUCUACCCGUUCUCCAUCCGCUGGCAAAGGAUGCUUUUGUGAGCUUUCAGCAAGAACUGCUUAUAAACGCCCAUAAGGAUCAAAAUCGAGGUUAUGGGUAUAUCGACGGCGAUCUUUUCCCUGCGCCGACCAAAUUACACUUUACCCUUGCAACUCUGUUACUGGCGGACCAGCGGGAGGUUUCUUUUGCAUCGAAACUCCUUACUUCGUUUGCCACUACCGAACCGGGUGAAUCCUCAUUGAGGGAUGGGCCUUUUCGUCUUACCAUCAAAGGGUUUGACUGUAUGAAUGACGAUCCGAAAUCUGCCUAUGUUCUCUAUGCUAGGCUCCUCGAUAACGCUGAAGCUAGGCGUUUGCAGACUGUCGCGAACAACAUAGCUGAUUUAUUUACUCAGCAUGGACUUCACAGCGGCCGUCGAGAAAUUGGUGAUCCAGUAAAACUACACAUGACUGUCAUGAACUCUCGUCUCCGAUGUGAGCGUCAGCGAUCACGGGUGCCAACGGGAGGGACGGCGGAUAUCAAUCCCGUAUCUUUCAAUGCGUCGGGAGUUUUCCACGAUUACACUGAUUAUACACUAAUUAAAGAAGGCCAAUUUGGUGAAAUACAGUUGUGUAGCCUGCUGGGGGACAAAGACACAAAAACGUCUUUCUAUCCAUGUAUGGCCAAAUUGAAUUUACGUCAAGCGAACUCGUAA
Molecule: messenger RNA, 1161 nt
Organism: Dibothriocephalus latus
Lineage: Eukaryota; Metazoa; Platyhelminthes; Cestoda; Diphyllobothriidea; Diphyllobothriidae
Source: the annotation of a GenBank genome assembly